Messenger RNA from Dothidotthia symphoricarpi CBS 119687, 753 nucleotides. RefSeq lists its product as uncharacterized. The transcript is spliced from 2 exons. NCBI's taxonomy places the organism in Eukaryota, Fungi, Ascomycota, Dothideomycetes, Pleosporales, Dothidotthiaceae. The record is from RefSeq and is a predicted model, not a curated record. The annotation marks the transcript as partial.
CAACAACAGCAGCAACAACAACAACUAAGCCCCUACUCCAGCGCGCCAUACAACCAGACCCUGUCGUCGCCCGCCCACCAGCACUUUGCGCAGAACCGCAGCACAGCGUCCCCUGCGAGUGCCAGUGGCCAGUUGUAUGCGCCGCCCCAGCAGCAGCAGCAAUCGCCCAGCACCACCCUCGCGUCCAACGGCCAGCAGCAGAUGACCAUGCAGCCCGCCAUCAAGUCGGAGACGGUGCAGACGCCCGUCAAGGCUGUCCCGCCCUCGCCUGUGACGCCGGUCGCACAGGCGCGCAGCGAUGAGCGCAUGGCGACGCUGCUGGAGAUCAAUAGUCUCCUCAUCAAAGAGGCAUGUGAGCUACAAGGCCAGGGUAAAGCAGGGCAGAUAGGACCACCCGAAGAGAACAAGCCCCCGCCAAGCAAGGAGUACGUCGAAUACGUCCGUCGCCUCCAAGCAAACCUCUCGUACAUGGCCCAACAGUGCGAAAAACACGCAAAACCAAACCAGCCCCUCCAACCAGGACCCGCCAUCAUGUCUGCGCCCUCAACCCCCGACGAGCUCGUCAAGCUGUACAUCAAGCUGCAAAACCUGUUCCCCGGCUGGAAAGGCCAGUCGGCAACGGUGAAGCAGUCGCCAGGCCCUCAGCGCAUGAACUCGGCGUCUUCGAACCCGCCAAACAGCGCGGGCCUGCAGCAGAACUGGGGACAGAACACGAUGCAGCAGGCUAUGCAGACGAAAGCGGAGCCUAUUUGA